Molecule: messenger RNA, 3693 nt
Organism: Chelonus insularis
Lineage: Eukaryota; Metazoa; Arthropoda; Insecta; Hymenoptera; Braconidae
Gene: ERR
Product: estrogen-related receptor
Exons: 9
Coding region: 348-1730 (460 amino acids)
Biological process (GO): regulation of transcription by RNA polymerase II
Cellular component (GO): nucleus; chromatin
Molecular function (GO): nuclear receptor activity; steroid binding; estrogen response element binding
Source: RefSeq, a predicted model, not a curated record
CUAACCGGGGCGAUCGCACAGUCGCGCGCGGUCUGUCGAGCCGUUAACAUCACUUGUCGCGUUUGUACAAACCACGCGUGUGCGAUUAUUGCACCUUUUUAAACUCGUUUUUUGUUCCAUACAAUAGUCAACGCAUACCAACUCGAUUUUUUACACCAAAAAUUAACAAAGGAUCUUUAUUUAUAAAUAUAUUUUUAAUCUAAAAGAUAAUUUUUUUUGUUUUUUAAAAAAAAAAGAAGUUAAGACUUUGAAUAUCAGUGAAUGAAAAAUAAAUAGUAAUUUAAUGGUGAUUUUUAAGGUUUAUUAUUUGAAUUAAAAAUCAUCAAUUACGGAGGAAAUAAACAGGGAUGUACGACAACACAGCCAUGGACGCAUGGAUUUACGAUGUGGUCUGUAUGAUGUCAGGUCAUUCCACGGACAAUAUGAUUCCAUCAAAUAAUAGGACUGUACCAAAUAUUAAACAAGAAAUAGAAAAUCCCACAACUCCAACUCAAAAUUACCACCAGGUCUGUUCACCGAGUACUACAAUUCAACACCAAGAGGCACUUUGUGAAAUGGAUAUGACAGAUUAUGGAGGUGGUGGUGGUGGUGCAAGUCCUGGUAGUCCUGAAAUGCAACAUUGCUCCUCAACUACACAACCCUUAGGAACUCCUGAGAAUGGAAUAAAAGAAGAAGACAUGGCAUCAAGGAGAUCAUGUUUAGUAUGUGGAGACGUAGCAAGUGGUUUUCAUUAUGGAGUAGCUUCCUGUGAAGCUUGUAAAGCAUUUUUCAAAAGAACAAUACAAGCGAGCAAUUUUACAGGAAAUAUCGAAUACACCUGCCCUGCCAAUGGAAAAUGUGAAAUAAAUAAGAGAAGAAGAAAAGCUUGCCAGGCAUGUAGGUUUCAAAAGUGUCUAACCCAAGGAAUGUUGAAGGAAGGUGUUAGAUUAGAUCGUGUAAGAGGUGGUAGACAAAAAUAUAGACGACCCACAGAUCCAUAUUUACCAGUAAAAACAGUUUCCAUGAUAGCAAAUAUGGGAAUGCCAGGAACAGAGGAAACCUCAAAUAACAAAAUGAUUGAAGCCCUCAUCGCGUGUGAACCCGACACUCUACAGGUAUUCAAUGCAUCAUCUCAUACAGCUGAUACUGAUCAACGAGUACUUUGUCAAUUAUCUGAUCUUUAUGAUCGUGAACUGGUUGGAAUAAUUGGAUGGGCUAAACAAAUACCAGGAUUCAGUAGCUUGGCAUUAAAUGAUCAAAUGCGGCUUUUGCAAAGUACAUGGGCGGAAAUAUUGACAUUUAGUCUAGCGUGGAGAAGUAUGCCAAAUACUGGGAGAUUAAGGUUUGCAGAAGAUUUUACGCUUGAUGAGAGACUCGCUCGGGAAUGCCAUUACAUUGAGCUUUAUACUCACUGUAUUCAAAUAGUGGAGCGAAUUCAAAAAUUAGACUUGUCAAGAGAAGAAUUUUUUAUCAUGAAAGCUUUAAUAUUGACUAAUAGUGAUGUGAAACUCGACGAACCUCAAGCAUUGUACCGUUUUCGAGAAACAAUUUUGAAUGCAUUGUCUGAUUGGGUAACGACAGUGAGACAACGUCAAGCAAUGCGAGCAACGCAAAAUAUGUUUUUAAUAUUCCCAAGUCUAAGACAAGCUGACAAUAUCGUGAGGAAAUUUUGGUCAAGUGUUUAUAGAACUGGAAAAGUAACAAUGAAUAAGCUGUUUGUUGAAAUGUUGGAAGCUGCAGCUUAUCGAUGAGACAACGAAAGCUCGAUCGACCUUAAAAUGGAGAUAUAAAGGACGAUCGAUGCUACCAUAUUGAUAUGAAGAGAAAUAAUAAUUACGCCAGAAUAAAAUAACGUUUAAUGCGUUUAAAAAAUGUGAGAAUAAUUGAUUGCUAAUGCAAUGUACAGUCAUUAUGACAUGUUAGUGAGAGAUGUGUAUGUAAUUAGAUACUAGUGCUCCGAUUUAUUUCAUUGCAUUAUGAAGACCAUAUUGAUUAUAAGAUAAUCAAAAUUUGUGUUUAAUUCAUUAAUUUUAAUCGUUAUCCCAUUAAUUACUGAUCAUAUUAUUCAAUUAAAUGAUGCAACUAUAGCAUCUCUAAUGUACAAUAUAUAAAUAUAAUGAAAACAAUUUCAUUCUAAUAGAAAGUUUAACCGAUAAUAAACAUAAACAUUUUGUCAAGUACCCCUUUUACAGGUACAUUAAUGAUACAAUGUGGUGAAACAGUAUUGAGUGGUGAUAACGAUAAAUAAUUGUAAAAUAAUUUGUGCAGUAUCAAUGAUCUUUCAAGUCAUGAAAAAAAUCAGAGCAUCGUGUAUGGUUUUGUAGAAAUGUACAAAGGAUUCAGUGAUACCAGAGAUUAUAUCAAUACGAGUUGGUUGAAGAAAGAAUGGCAGGAACGUUCUGUAAAUGGUUACCCAUAGGUUGCUAGCUUAAAAAGUCCUCGGAAAUACGCUUCGAAAGUCACUUUAUUGAUUUAUAUAGUGAUGCAAAAAAUAAAAAAAAAAUUGCUGGUUAUUAUCACUCGGCGCCGUUUUACGUGCCAUGUGGAGUGUAUGUAUGUUAAUUCAGGGAUCUUUAUUAUCUAGUUAUUACUGUUAAAUGAAUUAAGAGACCGUGUGUAGUACUUUAUUUCUAUCUCUAGAAAGAAUUUGGAAUUAGCUAUUGCCAAUUAUUGAUCAUUGAAAUGAAAUAAUGCAAUUAUUUUGUUUGCAUUCGUAGCACGUAUCAUACCCAGUCGAUUAUUUUUAGUUUAUUUUAGCUUCAUUUUAUUUUAUUUGUUCUUCAAUAGAAAACAAUUUUUCUUAUAUUAUAAAAUAAUUGUUCUAUUUUUUCAAGCUUAUCAUGUUAUUUUGUUGUUUUAUGUUUUUAUGAUUAUCAAAGAAAGAUCAAUAUAUUUUUUAAUUUCAGAUUUUAAAUGCAAAAUCGUUACGGUCUAAUUCACAAUACGUAGUGUGUAGAAAUCAUUAAAUUUUAAUAAUAAUAAAAUAAUAUGGCUGUUAAGCCACGGCGAAUUUCACAUAAUACCACAAUUAACUUGUUAUCAGCAUUUCUUUAUCUUAUUUUUUGGGUUUCUUUUACAACUAUGAAAUAUUUAAUAAUCAAGCUUCAAAUUACGUACAUUUAUCUACUUGUUCUUUAGAUUAUUUAAAAGAAGGAUAUUAUAUUGAUAAGUCGAUAUUUUAACAAAUUUCCUUUUAAUGAAAUCUUUUAAUUCUUUUAAAUUUAUUUCCGAAGCCAGGACGCUUCUCUUUUGAACUGUGAUAUUUGCGAUACAUAAAAGCAUAAUGUUCCGUAGCAAUGAUAAUUAUGCAAGUAGUUCGUCCAUCGUGGAGUCAGUCUCGUUUUGAAGUACGCUUCAAAAAAAAUAUUUAUAAAUAUAUAUAUAAAUAUAUAACUAUGUAUAAAACUGUAAGUCGUUUAACAGUUGUAAUUUACUCAUUUUAACGUGUUCAACAAUAACGUAAAAUAAACCCACAAAAUAAAAUAUUAUUUACAUAGAUACAAUUGUUCUGUAAUUAUUUUCACUGGUUUGAAGACACUGUUUCCAUAUUAGUACUAUUUUUGUGAAAGCAUAUUCGUCGUGGUCGUAGAACUGUAGUCUCAGGGUUUCGAACAAAUAAAUCAACAAACAAAAAUUAUGCAUAAAAUUGUAUAGAAAAAAAUAAAUAUGUACAUUCAAAAAUAUGUAACUAAAAUCUCUUACAUUUGAAAAAAA